This is a messenger RNA of Myotis lucifugus (little brown bat), 1579 nucleotides long. It is a transcript of the gene BMP10, whose product is annotated as bone morphogenetic protein 10. Lineage: Eukaryota; Metazoa; Chordata; Mammalia; Chiroptera; Vespertilionidae. Gene Ontology annotation, molecular function: growth factor activity; cytokine activity. Gene Ontology annotation, cellular component: extracellular region. The transcript is spliced from 2 exons. The record is from RefSeq and is a predicted model, not a curated record. The coding region runs from base 158 to 1432 and encodes 424 amino acids. Gene Ontology annotation, biological process: SMAD protein signal transduction; BMP signaling pathway.
GGGAAGAGGAAGAAUGGUAGGGGGAGGGAGAGAGAGGAAGAGUUUCCAAACUUGUCUCCAGUGACAGGAGACAUUUACGCUCAGUGAGAUAAAACUGCCACUUAGAGCCCAGGGGAGCUAAACCUUCCUGGGUUGGCCUGGGGGCUUGAGCAGAGUCAUGGAUUCUCUGGCCCUGCAGCUGUGCGCUCUCCUCUGCCUGGCAGCUCACUCUGCUUCUGGAAGCCCCAUUAUGAGCCUGGAGCAGUCGCCCCUGGAAGAAGACAUGCCCCUCUUCGAUGAUGUCUUCUCGGAGCAAGAUGGUGUUGACUUUGACACACUGCUACAGAGCAUGAAGAAUGAGUUUCUCAAAACAUUGAACCUGUCUGACAUCCCUAUGCAGGACUCCGCCAAGGUGGACCCGCCCGAGUACAUGUUGGAACUCUACAACAAGUUUGCCACCGACCGCACCUCCAUGCCAUCUGCCAACAUCAUCAGGAGCUUCAAAAAUGAAGAGUUGUUUUCCCAACCAGCCAGUUUUAAUGGGCUCAGAAAAUACCCUCUCCUCUUCAAUGUGUCCAUCCCCCACCAUGAAGAGGUCAUCAUGGCUGAACUUAGGUUGUACACACUGGUGCAAAGAGAUCGCAUGAUAUAUGAUGGAGUGGACCGGAAAAUUACAAUUUUUGAAGUACUUGAGAGCACAGAGGACAACGAGGGUGAAAGAAACAUGUUGGUCUUGGUGUCAGAGGAGAUCUAUGGAACCAACAGUGAGUGGGAGACUUUUGACGUCACCAGUGCCAUCAGACGUUGGCAAAAGUCAGGUUCAUCCACCCACCAGCUGGAAGUCCACAUUGAGAGCAGACACGACGAAACUGAGGGCACUGGCAGGGGACAACUGGAAAUAGACACCAGCGCCCAGAAUAAGCAUGUCCCUUUGAUUGUCGUGUUUUCUGAUGACCACAGCAGCGAGAAGGAAGAGAAAGAGGAACUGAGUGAAAUGAUCACCCAUGAGAAACUUCUGGAGCUGGACAACCAGGGCCUGGAUGGUUAUUCCAAUGGUCCUGGGGAAGAGGCUCUGCUGCAGACGAGGUCAAAUAUCAUCUAUGACUCCACUGCCCGCAUCAGAAGGAAUGCCAAAGGAAACUACUGCAAGAGGACCCCGCUCUACAUUGACUUCAAGGAGAUUGGCUGGGACUCUUGGAUCAUCGCCCCGCCUGGAUACGAAGCCUAUGAGUGCCGUGGUGUUUGCAACUACCCCCUGGCAGAGCAUCUCACACCCACAAAACAUGCGAUUAUCCAGGCCUUGGUCCACCUCAAGAAUUCCCAGAAGGCUUCCAAAGCCUGCUGUGUGCCCACCAAGCUGGAGCCCAUCUCCAUCCUCUAUUUAGACAAAGGUGUUGUCACUUACAAGUUUAAAUAUGAAGGCAUGGCUGUUUCUGAGUGUGGCUGCAGAUAGAAGAGGAUUUGUGUUGCUUAUUUAAUAACUGUAUAUGUGUAUAUUUUAUGUGCCUAUUUAAUAAGAUUAUUUAAUAAGGGUGUACAGAUCAUAGAGGUUUACUUAGGGAAAUGGACAGGUUGGUUUAUUGUAAGAAAUGCUUAUUUU